Molecule: messenger RNA, 864 nt
Organism: Fusarium musae
Lineage: Eukaryota; Fungi; Ascomycota; Sordariomycetes; Hypocreales; Nectriaceae
Exons: 3
Coding region: 1-864 (287 amino acids)
Source: RefSeq, a predicted model, not a curated record
AUGCGUCAAUUAAGAAUGAUAAUACCAAUGCUACGGCCAUCUCAAUUGGCCAGCAUUACCCGUCAAUCAACGCCUCUUCAAUCCUCAGCCCUUCCGCGAAGCUUUCGUCGCUCGCUACAAAAAUCUCUACAAGCUCAAGUGAGAUGCUACGCCAAACCUACGGCCAAGAAGCCCGUUAAGCUUGAAGAUGAGCUUAAGCGACAAGCUAGAGCUGCUUCCAAAGAUGGCAAGGAAUUCGAACUUCCUGAGAAACUCAUCAUAUAUCAUGCUGGCACAGGUCGCAUCACAUUCAUGGCCAUGCUCAAAAUCACAACGCUCUUCAUCGGCGCUUUCUUUUGCUGUAUCGUAGCACCAAGCUACAUCAAAGCUGAAAAGCCCGAGCUCCUCACCGCAGGCGUCGUCCUAUGCGGCAUCAUCCCCGUCCUGUUCGUCACCUACAUAACCUCCCCCUUCGUAACCCACAUCCACGUCCACCUCCCCCCCUACGCCCGAACAUCACGCCCCAUCCUAGAGCGCUUCAUCAAGAACCUCCCUCCCACAACGCCCCUCACCCUGACCACCAUGAGCGCCAUCUCCAAGCCUCGCUACAGCAGCAUGCACGCCGGUGAUCUGAGCCCUGUGCGACGCCGCCUCGGCCUCAUCAACUACGUCCGUGACACAAAGGACGAGAACGCCAGGCGCAAGUGGUAUAUGUUCCGUGCCGUCGGCAAGUUCUACGUGCAGGACAAGAGGCCGCAGACGCGGGUCCGGUAUCAGAAGAAGACGGAUAAGGUCGAUGGUUGGAUCUGGGAUGUCAUCAAGGAGCGCAUUGACAAUAGGGCGUUGAAAGCUGCGUCACCUUAUAAGGGGAAUGUCUCGAUUUGA